This is a messenger RNA of Penicillium manginii, 498 nucleotides long. RefSeq names its product putative bZIP transcription factor. The transcript is spliced from 2 exons. Lineage: Eukaryota; Fungi; Ascomycota; Eurotiomycetes; Eurotiales; Aspergillaceae. The coding region runs from base 1 to 498 and encodes 165 amino acids. Gene Ontology annotation, cellular component: RNA polymerase II transcription regulator complex. The record is from RefSeq and is a predicted model, not a curated record. Gene Ontology annotation, molecular function: transcription cis-regulatory region binding; DNA-binding transcription activator activity, RNA polymerase II-specific.
AUGAAUUUUCAUGGACACGGCCAGGCCACAAGCAUACCGGCUGACAGCUCAAUACCCAGCCUUGAGAAUACACCCACAGUAUCACGAGCUCCUUCAGUUUCAUCAACAACCCGCGACACGACUGAGCCUAAAGCUGUGAGGCGCCGAGCUCAAAACCGAGAAGCUCAGCGCAGAUUCCGGGAGCGCAAAGAACACCAGAGCAAGCUCCUGCAGAAAGACGCCGAAGAGCUCCAUAAGGACCACCAGACACUGUUGAAGCAAUACUCUGACACGGUUAGCGACCUCACGCAGCUCGUCAAGGAAAACGAAACGCUUCGGGUUGAAGUUAGGAAAUUGCGCCAGCAGUGGCGCUUGUUGCUGGCUGUUCUUCGACUGUUCCAAGGGUCGCAAUUACCCGGCGAUUGGGCUGAGAGUGCGAUCCCUUUCGACGACCUCCGAGUCUACGUUGAAGACUUAGUUGAUGGGAUUAAUCCAAGUACGAUGAGAUGUCUUAGCUGA